Molecule: messenger RNA, 1482 nt
Organism: Lithohypha guttulata
Lineage: Eukaryota; Fungi; Ascomycota; Eurotiomycetes; Chaetothyriales; Trichomeriaceae
Exons: 1
Coding region: 1-1482 (493 amino acids)
Molecular function (GO): oxidoreductase activity
Source: RefSeq, a predicted model, not a curated record
AUGGCUGGAGAAGCUAAGAUAUCUGUCGAAGAGUUGGCUAAACACAACUCCGAGUCCAACCUCUGGGCGGCAAUCAACGGCGAUAUCUGGGAUCUGACAGCUUUCGCACCAACUCAUCCUGGCGGUAUAGAAAUUAUUCUCGAAUAUGCUGGUCAAGAUGCCUCUCGCGCAUACAACGAGGUCCAUGGUCCUUCACUUGCUGCCAAAUCCUUAUCCUCGGAGGCUUUCAAAGGAAAGCUGGAUGAAUCGACAGUAACAGAAGAAUGGAAAUCAAAGCAGGUAUCCAACCAGGAACAUACCUCACAUCCGGACGAGAAGCCAGAUUUAGGCUCAAUUCUGAACACACACGAUUUCGAAGCAGCAGCUCAAAAAGCGUUGUCGGCCAAAACGUGGGCCUUUCAAUCUGGCGCAGCGAACGACAACCUCACACAUUAUGCUAACCUCAGUUUCUACCAGCGCAUCUUCUUCCGUCCGCGCGUCAUGGUGGGUGUUGCCAAUCCCAGCACCUCAACCAAAAUUUUUGGUCGCGAGUUCUCGGUACCUUUCUUCAGCUCUCCAGCAGCUUUGGCGAAGCUUGCUCAUCCAGACGGUGAGCUAGCCAUGUACCGUGCAUGCCAUGAUCGAGGAACGACCAUCAUCGGCUGCAACAAUGCCAGCUUUUCCUUCUCCGAAAUGCGGUCAGCGGUAGAAGACCAAGAUUAUCCUCUGUUCUAUCAGCUAUAUGUAAACAAAGACCGGCAAGCUUCGGAGAAAUUGAUCAAAGAAGUUAGCAAUUUACGGCCAGUUGCGAUAAUAGUCACAGCGGAUCUUCCUGUGGUUGGAAAGCGCGAAGCAGAUGAGCGAGUUCAACUAGACUCUGGGUAUAAAGCAGCAAAACACAUGGCAGUACAAACAGUAUCAGGCGAUAAAAAGGGCUCAGGUCUGGCACGGUCGACUGGUAGUUUCAUCGACCCAGCCUUGAAUUGGGAUGACGUGGCUUGGCUGAAAUCAUUGACCGAUGCACCUAUCUUCAUCAAGGGUAUACAGAGUGCUGCAGAUGCUCGUAAGGCGCUUGAGCACGGCUGUUCUGGUAUCUACAUCUCGAACCACGGUGGAAGAGCAGCUGACACAGCACAACCAAGCAUUCUGACUCUGCUUGAAAUUCAGGCAAAUUGUCCUGAAGUACUUGAACAGCUGGAAGUCUUCAUUGACGGUGGAGUGCGAAGAGGCAGUGACAUCUUGAAGGCGAUAUGCCUGGGUGCGAGUGCUGUUUGCCUUGGCAGACCAUUCCUGUAUGCCGUUGGCUAUGGCGAGGAUGGUGUUGGUCAUCUGAUUGACAUUCUGAAAGACGAGCUUGAGACGGCUAUGCAGCAAGUGGGGAUUAAGUCACUCAGCGAGGCUCAUCCAGGCCUGCUGAACACAACCGAGCUGGACAAGUACGUGUAUCGAGGCGAUAGUCAUCCUUACGCCAGAAAGAUCGUAAGGAGGCAGAGCAAGCUAUGA